This is a messenger RNA of Chenopodium quinoa (quinoa), 2094 nucleotides long. RefSeq lists its product as uncharacterized. The transcript has 2 exons. The record is from RefSeq and is a predicted model, not a curated record. Gene Ontology annotation, molecular function: nucleic acid binding; RNA-DNA hybrid ribonuclease activity. Lineage: Eukaryota; Viridiplantae; Streptophyta; Magnoliopsida; Caryophyllales; Amaranthaceae. Bases 1 to 2094 code for a protein of 697 amino acids.
AUGGAUUUGGAGGGAAAGUUUUCCACCCUGAACAAGUAUAAAAUCAAACUCAACCCGAAGAAAUGUGUCUUUGGGGUGAGCUCGGGAAAGUUCUUGGGUUUUUUGAUCAGCGAGAGAGGGAUAGAUUCCAAUCAAGAAAAGGCCAAAGCAGUCCUCAGCCUGCCUGAGCCUAAGUGCAUCAAGGAUAUCAUGCGGUUGACAGGCAGAAUGGCCGCGCUGACCAGGUUCAUCAGUAAGUCCGCGGAUAAGGCCCUACCGUUCUAUCAGCUAUUGAAAGGGAACAGAGAAUUUAAGUGGGGGGGGGGGGGGGCUAAAGAGAAAGAAGCCUAUGAGGGUAUUAAGGAGUAUCUGACUAAGCUCCCAACAAUGAUCAGCCCGGAUCUGAGGGAAAAGUUGCAGCUGUACAUCUCUGCGUCAAUACAGACAAUCGCAGCCGUUUUGCUGGUAAAAAGACAGAAGCAACAAAGGCCAAUAUACUUCGUGAGCCACGUGCUGACCGAGGCAGAGCAAAGGUACCCAUUGGUAGAGAAGCUAGCCUUUGCAGUGGUCACAACAGUAAGGAAACUAAUGCCAUAUUUUGACGCGCAUGUAAUAGAAGUCCUCACAAACCACCCGCCGGAGAAAGCAUUACAAAAAAUGGAUGCAUCGGGUAGACUCUUAAAUUGGGCAAUUGAGCUUUCUGAGUAUAAAUUCGAGGUCAAACCUAGAGCAUUCAUCAAGGCACAAGCUUUAGCAGACUUCAUAGUGGAAACUUCCUACGAGGAGAAAAAAGAUGAUAUUGGGGUCUGGAAGGUAGAAGUGGAUGGGUUCUCGGCCCAAACGAGGAGUGGAGCAGGAGUCAUAAUGACAUCUCCAAAAGGAAACGUAUUCGAGUAUGCCAUAAAGUUCAAGUUCAAAGCAUCGAAUAAUGAAGCUGAGUACGAAGCGGCGCUGGCAGGACUGCGUAUGAGCCUCGCAGUCGGAGCCCGCAAAGUACACCUGCAAACUGAUUCUCAGCUCGUUGCCAGCAAAAUGAAGGGGUCGUAUGAGAUAAGGGAGGCCACCAUGCUGAAGUACGUAACCAAGGUAAAGGAACUGGCAGCCCAGCUAGUCCACUUCCAGAUACACUUGGUCCUCAAAGCAGGAAACUCUCAGGCCGACGCCUUGUCCAAGUUAGCCAGCUCCACCUUACAAAGCCUCACAAGGACAGUGAUGGUUGAAUUCCUAGAAGAAAGCAGCAUUGCCGAAAAAGAGCAGGUAAACUGCAUUGGAAGGCAGAGAGCCUGGUUCUUAGACAUCUUGGCGUACAAAGUCCACGGCUCACUGCCUGAUGAUGAAGUGCAGGCUAAGAAGGUGAAGAAAGACGCCAACUGGUAUGUAGUGAUGAACGGGGAACUAAAAAAAAAAGGCUUCUCAAAACCACUGCUGAGGUGUAUUCCAGAGUGGGAGCAGGAGGGCAUUAUGGAAGAAGCCCACUCCGGAAUAUGCGCCAACCACAUUGGUGGAAAAGCAUUGGGAGUAGAGUUGCUUAGAAGGGGGGCAUAUUGGCCAACUCUCACACAAGACGCACUAGCAUAUGUGAAAAAAUGCGACAAGUGUCAAAAGUAUUCACUUGUCAUAAAUCAGCCAGCAAACGAUCUAACUCCAAUCCUCAGCCCGAUCUCAUUUGCUCAGUGCGGAAUGGACAUAUUGGGACCUUUCACCACUGGGUCAGCGGACAGGAAGUAUCUCAUUGUGGCGAUAGAUUACUUUACAAAGUGGAUAGAAGCCGAACCCACAAAGUACAUAAAGGCAGCGCAAAGCAAUGGUCAAGUAGAAGCAUCAAACAAGCUGAUCCUGACAGCCUUGCAGAAGAAGCUGGAGGAGUACAAAGGCCUGUUGGCAGACCUAGUCCUAGAGGUCUUGUGGGCAAACAAGACCACUAAGAAGGAGUCAACCGGUAAGAGCCCCUUCACCCUGACCUACGGGGCUUACACAGUUGUCCUAGUUGAAGUACAAAUCCCCAACCUGAGGAUACAACACUAUGAACAGCAAGGAAAUGAAAAGCGUAUGCUGGUAGAGCUAGACUUCCUGCCAGAAGUAAAGCUGAAAGCAUCUCUCAAGUUAGAAGCCUAG